This is a messenger RNA of Mercurialis annua (annual mercury), 1084 nucleotides long. Its product is annotated as 40S ribosomal protein S2-4-like. Gene Ontology annotation, cellular component: ribosome; cytosolic small ribosomal subunit. Gene Ontology annotation, molecular function: RNA binding; structural constituent of ribosome. The transcript has 2 exons. Lineage: Eukaryota; Viridiplantae; Streptophyta; Magnoliopsida; Malpighiales; Euphorbiaceae. Bases 84 to 899 code for a protein of 271 amino acids. Gene Ontology annotation, biological process: translation. The record is from RefSeq and is a predicted model, not a curated record.
UAAUCGCCGCAUUUCACUUCUCUAUCAAACCCUCAACACUCUCACAGCUCGCUGCUCUCUCAAUUACUCAAACCCUAGCAACCAUGUCAGAAAGACCAGGAGGAGGAGAACGCGGAGCCUUCCGCCGUGGCUUUGGCGAACGUGGAGGCCGUGGAGAUCGUGGAGGCCGAGGACGUCGCCGCCCCCGCCGCGAGGAGGAAGAAAAAUGGGUUCCCGUAACAAAACUCGGCCGUCUCGUAAAGGAAGGCAAAAUUAGAAGCCUAGAGCAAAUCUACCUCCACUCACUCCCAAUCAAAGAGCACCAGAUCAUCGACACUCUGGUCGGACCGUCUCUCAAGGACGAGGUCAUGAAAAUCACCCCGGUUCAGAAGCAGACCCGCGCCGGUCAGAGGACCCGUUUCAAGGCGUUUGUUGUCGUGGGUGACAGCAACGGACACGUUGGCUUGGGCGUUAAAUGUUCCAAGGAAGUUGCGACUGCUAUACGUGGCGCAAUUAUAUUGGCUAAGCUGUCGGUUAUUCCGGUGAGGAGAGGGUACUGGGGAAAUAAGAUUGGGAAGCCGCAUACGGUGCCGUGCAAGGUGACGGGUAAAUGUGGAUCUGUUACUGUGAGGAUGGUUCCUGCUCCACGUGGUGCUGGGAUUGUUGCUGCGCGAGUGCCCAAAAAGGUCUUGCAGUUUGCUGGGAUUGAUGAUGUUUUUACUUCCUCUAGGGGUUCUACUAAGACCCUUGGAAACUUCGUCAAGGCCACCUUUGACUGUCUUCAAAAGACCUAUGGUUUCUUGACUCCCGACUUCUGGAGGGAAACCCGCUUUACCAAGUCUCCUUUCCAGGAGUACACCGAUCUUUUGGGUAAACCAACAAAAGUCUUGAUCGAAGAUGUGGAGAGGCACGAUGCUUGAUUCUUCAAGGCUGUUUGAGUUAAAGAUUGAGAAUAUAGCGCAAGGAUUUCAUUAAAUGUUAUUACUGUUUAGGUUUUGAAGACUAUAAGCAUGUUAUCAUUUUGUUUUCAAGGUUUUGUUUAAGAUUUUUGGAUUCAGUAAUAACUUUUGUUUUGUUCAUGAAAUUGGGCUGUUUUCUUUUGUUA